AUGGAUCAAAUAGAACAAGCUAUUAGUACUAUCAAAAAUGAGUAUAUCAAUGCGAGUUCAAUUGAAGAUAUUGUUGAGAUAUUGAAACGUACAAUUAUGAUACUUGAUGAUAUGAAUAAAAAUAAUAAAAUAACAGAGAAAGAACAAUUUGAUAUAAUGAUUCAAGAUAUUCUUAAUUUGACUAGUAAAAAGAAAAGUACAUUAUAUCUUGUUAAAAAUGUUGUAACGGAAAAACUAAGCAAAGAAAUUAAAAAACGCUAUGAUAUAACUGAAGAAGACAUUAAAACUAUGAAAGAACUAUACAACCACAAUGACUCAGACAAUAUAUUAUCUGUUGAAGAAAUUGCUAAACGAAUUAAUGAAAUGAGUCAAGAAGAUUUUGAAACAUUUAUUGAAUUAGAAAAAGGAAGAAUAAAUGAAAAAACUAUUUGUAAAGCUGUUCAAAAUGAGUUAAUUGAAUCAAAAGAACGAGCGGUCUACAUUAGAAUUGGGUUUCAACAAACAUUUACUUCACUUGAAGUAAAGAAAGUUGAAGGGUUAGUUUCAAAAAUUAAUAAAAAAGUAUCAACACAAAAUGUAUUGAAAGGAACAGGAAUUAAAAUGAGACUAUCAGCUGAGUUAAGAGACAUUGGGAUUUAUAGUCAUUUAGAACAAUUAAACAAAUGGACAAAAACAAAAGGAGCUGAUUUAAUAUUUGAUUCAACCUGUGAUAAAUAUGAAACAUUGAUGAACACUGUCAGUGGAAAGAAACGAUUAAUGUAUAUUGUUGAAACAAAUGAUAAUAAUGUUUUUGGUACAUUUAAUGGAAUGAGUCUGAAUAAUUAUGGAGACAAAAUUACAAAUGACACAAAACAUUUCAUGUUCUCUAUUAUUAAUCCAAGUAAAACAGAACCAUUAAUGUUUUCUAUGAAACUAAAAGUAAUAGACAGUUUAUGUAUUGAUUCCAAAGAUGGAAAAAUAAUUACAUCAUUAGGAUGUUGCACUCUUGUUGCAGAUACAGAUGAUGAUAAUCCUAAUGUAGCAGGAACAAUUGAUGGACAUUUUGGAGAAUACUAUAAAGAUAAAAAAGGGUAUGGAGCAAAAAUAUUUGAUGGGAAAGUAAAUCCACAAGUAUUUAAUGUGAAAAAAUUGUUGGUGCUUGAAAUGAAAUGA
Molecule: messenger RNA, 1152 nt
Organism: Entamoeba histolytica HM-1:IMSS
Lineage: Eukaryota; Evosea; Mastigamoebida; Endamoebidae
Exons: 2
Coding region: 1-1152 (383 amino acids)
Source: RefSeq, a predicted model, not a curated record